AUGUUAGAUACCGAUGAUGAAGAUGACGAAGAUUAUGAAUCAUCUGAACAAGAAAAACAGACUGUAAAUAAUUUUAUUAAAAAUACAAAUAAAAGUAAUAAUAUGAAUAUGAAUAAUAAUAAUAAUAUGGAUAAUAAUAUGAAGAAUAAUAAUAACAAUAAUAAUGUUAAUAAUAAAGUUAAUAAAAUAGAACCAAUAGAAAAAAGAACACCAAGAGUAUCAUUUGAAAGCAAUUUAAAUACAAGUACAACUUCAGAAUUAAAUACUACAGUUGCCUCAACAGUAAAGAGUAAUUUCUCAUUAAACUCAUUAGGUACAAAAACAUUAUCCUCUCCAAAAUUAUCGCCACAAAAUCAAAAAAUUUUCAACUUUUCAUUCAACUCAUCAUUUGGUGAUAAUAACGCCAACGAUGAUGAUGAUAAUAAUAAUGAUAUAAACACCUCAACCAUUUCAAUAAUACCUGAAAAAAUUAAAAAUAAUUUAACCACCAAAUCAAAUAUAUUUAAUAAUAAUAACAAUAAUGUUUUAAUCAGUAACAAUAGAACGAUCAACUUAGCCAAUAAACAGUCACAACCUCCAAAAGAACCAGAAUUUCAAAAUGACAAUAGUAGCGAUCAAGAUAGUGAAGAAAAUAAAGAAUCUGACUAUGAUGAAAACUCAUCCGUAUCAUCAUCACCAUCUGAAGAAGAACCAAUUAUAAAUAAAAAACAAUUAAGCAAAAUUGAAAAAGAAAGAUUAGAGAAAGAAGAGGAGAAUAAAAGAAUUGAAACUAUAAACAAAUUAAAAGAGGAAAGAAAAGAAAAAGAAAAAGAGAGAGAAAGAAAAGAAAAGGAAAGAAGAGAAAAGGAAAAAAAAGAAAGAGUACAAGAUAUUGAAAGAUUAGAAAAAGAAAAAGAAAAAUUAGAAAAAGAGAAACAAGACAAGAGGACUGAAAGAGAAAAAAGAAAACAAAAAAAACGAGAAAAGAAAGAAAGAAAAGAAAAAGAAAUAAUUGAAAAAGCUGAAAUAGAGAAAAGAGAAAAAGAAGAAAAAGAUGAAAUGAAAAAAUUAGAUGAGAAACAUAAAGAAGGAAAGAAAGAAAAAAUGAAAGAGAAAGGCAAGAAAAAGAAAUAG
Molecule: messenger RNA, 1113 nt
Organism: Dictyostelium purpureum
Lineage: Eukaryota; Evosea; Eumycetozoa; Dictyosteliales; Dictyosteliaceae
Exons: 1
Coding region: 1-1113 (370 amino acids)
Source: RefSeq, a predicted model, not a curated record